CAAUUUCUAAAAUACUACUCCUCUAGAAGAGGAUCUGAAACUGAUGAGCCCAAAUCUCGAUGUGACAACAUCCACCUCUACGGCAGACGCAUGCGUCAUUUGCCUCGAUAACGUAUCUGAAAGGGCAGAAUCGGUACCGUGUGGGCACUGCUCAUUUGACUUCAUAUGUCUUGUGAGUUGGUUACAGGAACAGGCUCUAUGUCCUCUUUGCAAAGCGCCUACUCGCGCAGUCCGAUAUGACCAUUCCCCCACCGACCCUUCAACUUAUAAGACGUUCGUGGUACGACCUCCCAAUGCUCGCCCCCCAAAUAUCCAAGGACAGUCUGCCUCUUCGAGCCGGCACCGGAACUUCCGCAUCAUAACUCGCCCGUCGAGACGACCAAAUCGCGCCGUCCGUCCAUGGGGGUCAAGGGCAACACCUCCCCCACCUGAUACUGCCCUUUUGCGUCGAAGAGAGGUCUACAGGCAUGGCCUUUACUCGCUUCAUGUCGGGAGUAACCGCCUUUCUCGGUACCGGACCAUCACGCCGGCCAUAUUCUCACACGAUGCAGAUCUGCAGCGACGAGCGAGGGCGUGGAUUCGACGUGAGUUGCGAGUCUGGUCCUGGCUGGACCCGGACGCGAGCGGCGACUCUACCCAUUCCGGGCCACAGAGUAGCGCAGCUCCGCCAACUCGGAGGGCAGCCAAUGCAGAAUUCCUUUUGGAAUACAUCAUUUCCAUACUGAGAACGGUGGAUAUCAAAGGCGCAUCGGGAACUGCUGAGGAGCUAUUGUCAGAGUUCUUAGGCACAGACGAUUCACGCCUGUUCUUGCACGAACUUAGCAGCUGGCUGCGAAGCCCGUUUACGAAGGUUGAAGACUGGGACCGCGCUGCUCGAUAUCCCGAGGUUGGUUGGGGCGUUCAGCAGGAAAUAACGGAUGACUGAAAUUGCAACUUUUGCACCCUAGGGACUGAGAAGUUCGGAAAAGCCUAUGCGGUUGUUAGGAAAAAGAGUGUCAUGUUUCAUGGGAUACAGUGGUGGAUGCACGGCGGCUAUUAACGUUGAAAAUGAAAGUUGUUGACUUGAGAAGAAAAGAUUUUAUUCGAAAUGAACUACUUGAAAAGAACCAAUCUAGAAGGAAUCGAUCUGAACGGAAAGGGAUUAGAAAGGAAAUGGAACUUACUUGAAGAGCCUGUUGAAAGUCUGGUAGAUUCCGUCGAGCUCCAAUUCUGUGGCAUCCCAACUAUCUU
Messenger RNA from Eremomyces bilateralis CBS 781.70, 1230 nucleotides. RefSeq lists its product as uncharacterized. Gene Ontology annotation, molecular function: ubiquitin protein ligase activity. Bases 44 to 925 code for a protein of 293 amino acids. NCBI's taxonomy places the organism in Eukaryota, Fungi, Ascomycota, Dothideomycetes, Eremomycetales, Eremomycetaceae. Gene Ontology annotation, biological process: protein monoubiquitination; protein polyubiquitination. The transcript is spliced from 2 exons. The record is from RefSeq and is a predicted model, not a curated record.